Onychostruthus taczanowskii (white-rumped snowfinch) is the source of this 366-nucleotide messenger RNA. RefSeq names its product macrophage mannose receptor 1-like. The transcript has 2 exons. The annotation marks the transcript as partial. The record is from RefSeq and is a predicted model, not a curated record. Lineage: Eukaryota; Metazoa; Chordata; Aves; Passeriformes; Passeridae.
CUCCGAGUGGGCGCACUGGUGCGGCUGCGGCCGUGCCGGGAGGCGUCGCGGCUGCAGCGCUGGGCGUGCGGCCGCGGGGCUCUGCUGGCCCUGGCCGGCACCGCGCUGCACUUCAACUUCGGCCACGAGCGCCUCCGGCGCGUCGUGCUCUACGACGGCGCCGGCAACUGGAGCCGCUGGCUGGCCCACGGCUCCCACCGCGACGUCUGCUCCAGGGCCUAUUUCCUGCCCUGCUCCCGGGGUUGGUUUUUUUCCCGCAAUUCCUGUUAUUUCUUCUCCAACUUCGCCGCUUCCUGGGAGAAUUCCAGAACUUUCUGCUGGGCCUUGGGCUCGCAGCUGCUCGAGGUCGACGACGCCGAGGAGAAG